AUGGAGGCGCGCGCCCUGGCCGAGGCGGACGCCGCCGGCCCCCAAGAAGGACCCGCGGAGCCCACCGCGGGCGCGCCCGAGCCUGAGCCUCUCGCCUACCGGCCGGACGACUUCCACAUGCGGGCCACCGUGGGUACAGGGACGUUCGGCCGCGUGCAGCUCGUCCAGGAGAAGACAAGCAAGCAUUUCUUCGCCCUGAAGAUGAUGACCAUCCCCGACAUCAUUCGCCUGAAGCAGGAGCAACACGUCCACAACGAGAAGUCGGUGCUGAAGGAAGUCGACCACCCUUUCCUGGUCAAACUGUUCUGGACGGGCCAUGAUGACCGAUUCCUGUACAUGCUCAUGGAGUUCGUGCCGGGCGGCGAGCUCUUCAGCUACCUGCGGAACCGCGGCCGCUUCUCCAGCAACACCGGGCUGUUCUACGCGGCCGAGAUCGUCUGUGCCAUCGAGUACCUGCACUCCCGGGACAUCGUCUAUAGGGACCUGAAGCCGGAGAACAUCCUGCUGGACAGAGACGGCCACGUCAAGCUCACCGACUUCGGGUUCGCCAAGAAGCUGGUGGACAAGACGUGGACCCUCUGUGGGACCCCUGAGUACCUGGCCCCCGAGGUCAUUCAGAGUAAGGGCCACGGCCGAGCAGUGGACUGGUGGGCACUUGGCAUCCUGAUAUUCGAGAUGCUCUCAGGGUUUCCUCCGUUUUUUGAUGACAACGCCUUUGGCAUCUAUCAGAAGAUUCUUGCUGGCAAGAUAGACUUCCCCAGACAUUUGGAGUUCAGCGUCAAGGACCUCAUCAGGAAACUGCUUGUUACUGACAGAACGAGGAGGCUGGGAAAUAUGAAGAACGGAGCCGAGGACGUAAAACAGCACCGGUGGUUCCGGCUCGUGGACUGGGGCGCAGUCCCCGAACGGAAGCUGAAGCCCCCGAUUGUCCCCAAGCUGUGCAGUGCGGACGAUACCUCCAACUUCGAAACGUAUCCUGAGAACGACUGGACUUCUGCCCCGCCGGUGUCACAGAAAGAGCUGGAUGUCUUCAAGAAUUUCUGAGCUCGGGACUCCCCGCCUGGAAGUCACAGGGUGAUCUGAGCCUGCCUGGGACACACGGUGGCCCCCAUGCCGACCCGAGGAAGCAUCUGUCUUCUUCUUGGAGUAAGGAUGCUUCCGCAUUUGUAUACGCCUAGAUGUGUAUAAAGAGAUUGCACAGCUGUUGACGUC
Messenger RNA from Budorcas taxicolor (takin), 1212 nucleotides. It is a transcript of the gene PRKX, whose product is annotated as protein kinase cAMP-dependent X-linked catalytic subunit. Lineage: Eukaryota; Metazoa; Chordata; Mammalia; Artiodactyla; Bovidae. The record is from RefSeq and is a predicted model, not a curated record. Gene Ontology annotation, molecular function: ATP binding; protein serine/threonine kinase activity. Gene Ontology annotation, biological process: protein phosphorylation. The transcript has 9 exons. Bases 1 to 1044 code for a protein of 347 amino acids.